Molecule: messenger RNA, 2151 nt
Organism: Camelina sativa (false flax)
Lineage: Eukaryota; Viridiplantae; Streptophyta; Magnoliopsida; Brassicales; Brassicaceae
Source: RefSeq, a predicted model, not a curated record
CACACAUUUCUCUGUUUCCUCGAACCUUCAUUUUUCUUCUUUGCCAAGACAAAGAUAAACAAUAACCAAAGUUUGGCAAAGAAGAUAAUCAAUAACCAAAAUAACAAUACCUUAUUAUAUAUAUCAACAUCUCUCCACUUGUGUGUUCACAUGAAUCUUCCCUCUAGUUUUAUAUCUCAUUUCUUCUGUUAGUUGACUUAUUCUACACUUUCUUUGUCUCUCUCCUCCUCUCCUUCUUCUUCUUUAAUCUUCCUUGAGAUUCUCUCAGGAGUUUUGAUCCUUUAUGGAUUCUGUUUUGCAAGUAACCGUUGAUGGGUUCAAAUUCGAAAACGGUUCUGGAUCUUGCUGCAAACCAAUGAACAAUCUUGAUGAAUCUUGCUUCACUUGUUUCGACGAAUCUGAAUCUCAGAGCGACUCUUCUUCUCCUACCGAGUCUAAGGUAUGUUCAGAUUACCUUCCUGUCUUCAAGUACAUCAAUGACAUGUUGAUGGAGGAAGAUCUUGAAGAUCAGCCUUGUAUGUUGGUAGACAGUUUGGCUUUACAAGCCGCCGAGAAAUCUUUUUACGAAGUGCUUCAAGAUCAAUCUCCUCCUACUUCUGAUCAAAUCUCCAACGAUUUAGAGGAUGGUUCUCUCGGAAACUUCAGCUCUAUAACGAGCUUACAUCAACCAACCUCAGAUAUCAUUGGAUCGCCUGAAGUAGUUUCAGAGGAAUCAACGAGAAGGUAUCACCAUAGGGAUGAUGAUCUUGAGGGUGGAAGGAAAUCGAAGCUCCCUGCAAUAUCUACAAUGGAUGAGCUGGCUGAAAAGUACGAGGAAGUGUUGUUGAUAUGUCAAAAGAAUAAUCAUGGAGAAGCAUCACCAAACAAAACCAAACCAGCAAAGGGCUCAUCGAACCGAUCCAAACAACAAAAGUCAGAACAGCCAGUUGAUAUGCGAGAUCUUCUGAUGCAAUGCGCGCAAGCAGUGGCGAGUUUUGACCAGUCUAGAGCUGCUGAGAAACUUAAGGAGAUAAGAGAACACUCUUCUAUCCGCGGCGAUGCAACUCAGAGACUUGGUUAUCACUUAGCCGAAGCGCUUGAAGCACGUAUUACCGGAACCAUGGCUACACCAAUAUCUGCUACUUAUAGCAGAACAUCUAUGGUGGACAUUUUGAAGGCAUACAAAGGGUUUGUUCAAGCUUGCCCCACCUUAAGAAUGUGUUACUUCACUGCAAACAGAACAAUCUAUGAGCUUGCUUCCAAAGCAACCACACUUCACAUCAUUGAUUUUGGGAUUCUCUAUGGUUUUCAGUUGCCUUGUCUGAUACAAGCUCUGUCAAACCGUGAAGGCGGACCACCACUGCUCCGUGUGACUGGUAUCGAGCUGCCUCAGUCAGGUUUCCGUCCAUCAGAGCGGCUUGAAGAGACAGGGAGAAGACUGAAGAGGUUCUGUGACAAGUUCAAAGUCCCGUUUGAGUACAGUUUCAUAGCCAAAAACUGGGAAGACAUAACUCUUGAUGAGCUUGUGAUCAACAGUGGAGAGACAACAGUUGUCAACUGCAUCCUCCGGCUACAGUAUACGCCAGAUGAAACCAUGUCACUCAACUCUCCGAGAGACACGGUUCUGAAACUAUUCAGAGAUAUCAAUCCUGACCUCUUUGUGUUUGCAGAGAUCAACGGGACUUACAAUUCACCCUUCUUCCUAACAAGGUUCAGAGAAGCUCUCUUCCAUUGCUCGGCUCUCUUUGACAUGUAUGAGGCCACAUUACCAGAAGAAGACGAUUGCAGGACCCUGGUGGAGAGGGAGCUAAUCGUAAGAGAUGCAAUGAGUGUGAUAGCCUGUGAAGGGUCUGAACGGUUUGCAAGGCCUGAAACUUACAAGCAAUGGCAGGUUAGGAUUUUAAGAGCCGGGUUCAAACCGGCGAAACUAAACAAAGAGAUCAUAAAGCACGCGAAAGAAAUAGUGAAACAACGUUACCAUAAAGAUUUUGUGAUUGACAAUGAUAACCACUGGAUGCUUCAGGGCUGGAAAGGAAGAGUCCUUUAUGCUGUUUCCUGCUGGAAACCUGCUAAGAAGUGUUUGUAGAAUCUGUUUGCUCUCAUAUAUAUGGAACGAGUCUCUCUACUUUCUUGAAACUUGAAAGUACAUAUAUGCCAACCAAGAUUUGGAAA